Adineta steineri is the source of this 360-nucleotide messenger RNA. The record is from the annotation of a GenBank genome assembly. NCBI's taxonomy places the organism in Eukaryota, Metazoa, Rotifera, Eurotatoria, Adinetida, Adinetidae.
AUGGGAAAUACAAUCCCAAGCAAUAUUAACGCAACGAUUGCUGAUGAAGCACACGAUAACAAAUUACUGUGGACAGAAAACCGAAACCAGGCAUCGUCACAUCUUUUGGAAAAACGUGAACCUCCACGAUGUUAUGGAAACGCUUGUCGUCAGUGUGGUAAAUGUCUUGACUGGCGAUACGAUGGUGAUUUCGAGCGUGAUUAUGAAAGUUUCAAUCGCGGAGAGUCUAGGGCAAUCUUAAUUCGUGAACGCUGGCAGCGUCGUCCCAAUGGGCCUAUAGUGACCUGCAGUUACUUUCCUAUAUAUCAUUAUGGUGCAAUUGCUGCUGAUUAUGGUUUUGAUAUGUGCCAUUGCACAUGA